Messenger RNA from Exserohilum turcica Et28A, 507 nucleotides. RefSeq lists its product as uncharacterized. Lineage: Eukaryota; Fungi; Ascomycota; Dothideomycetes; Pleosporales; Pleosporaceae. The coding region runs from base 1 to 507 and encodes 168 amino acids. The record is from RefSeq and is a predicted model, not a curated record. The transcript has a single exon.
AUGUCCAGGGCAUAUCGUAGUCUAGAAAUCGACAGCUACACGCACCCCUGGUCAGUAUACCAAGUGAGCACCGGUUCCAGUCCCGAACUGUACCGCGUCUCGCACGAGAUUCAGGAUGAGCUGCAGUAUGGAAUCAUCACGCCGGCCCAAUCCAGAGCAUUACGCGCAACACUCGCGCGCAUCGAGCUCGUCCUCGAAACAAGAGAGGAAGCACUCAGAUCGCGGCCCCUGAUCAAUUUCGAAGCGCCACCACCACGCGUUUCGCCCGUCCUCGCACCCAGGUCAGAACCUCCACCGCAGUACGUUGUCGAGACACGAGCUCCGCAGAGAGAAAUCGUUACUGUUGCACAGCCGACUGCGCGGUCGGUCGUCGUGACGCGCGGAGAGGGCCCCAUGCAUAUCAUCAGGUACAAUGAGUAUGGUGUUUUGGUCGAGGACCGUGAUGAGACUGAGGAGGAAAGGGAGGAGAGGGAGUAUCAGGAGUGGAAGAGGGCGAAUCAGCUAUAG